AUGCCUUCAUCUUCUGUUGUUAUCAUCUCCAAAUGCACUGUCCAUCCAGAACACAAAUCAACCAUCAAGUCUCUCAAGCUCUCGGUCUCUGAUCUUCCCAUGCUCUCAUGCCACUACAUCCAAAAGGGUGUCUUGCUCUCCCAACCACCACUCCACUCCGAUGCUCUUAUCUCUCUCCUCAAACUCUCUCUCUCCAAAACCCUCUCCCACUUCCCAGCCCUCGCUGGCCGCCUCUACACUGACCCCGAUGGUCAUGUCCACAUCCUCUGCAACGACUCCGGCGCCGACUUCAUUCACUCCAAAGCCAAAACCCUCAUCAUCAACAACCUCAUAAACCCUAACAUCGACGUCCCAGCCUUCUUCAAACAGUUCUUCGUAUUCGACAGCACUCUCAGCUACGCCGGCCACUACAAACCACUUGUCGCCGUGCAAGUCACCGAGCUAAACGACGGCGUAUUCAUCGGCUGCACUAUCAACCACGCCGUGGUUGAUGGAACCUCGUUAUGGAAUUUCUUUAACACCUUUGCUGAAGUCACCAAAGGAGCGAAAAAGAUAUCAAAGUCGCCGGAUUUUAACCGGGACACAGUGUUUAACUCUCCGGCUGUUCUUCGAUUUCCCAGCGGUGGACCGUCCGUUACUUUUUCCGGCGACGAACCAUUACGUGAAAGAGUCUUCCAUUUCAGCAGAGAAGCGAUUUUGAAGCUAAAACUCAGAGCCAAUAACGGUUUGAAACAUUCGGAGAUUGCGGGGAAGAUGUGUAAUGACGGUUGGAAAGUAGUUAACGGAGACAACGGUAAAACUAACGGCAAAAUAACUUCCGUUAAUGGAGAUAACGGUAAAACUAACGGGAAGAUAACGUCCGUCUUGGAGGAGUUAAUCAAAAACGGUGUCGUAAAUCCAACGGCUGUGGUAUCAUCGUUCCAAUCGCUUUCUGCUCAACUGUGGAGAUCAGUGACACGUGCGAGGAAGCUGGAUGGGAACAGAACGACGACGUUUAGGAUGGCCGUGAAUUGUAGACACCGGCUCAGGCCACUGCUCGAGCCAUUGUACUUCGGUAAUGCGAUUCAGAGCAUCCCGACCGUUGCUUCAGUUGGCGAGCUCUUGUCUCGAGAACUGUGCUACGGUGCAGAUCUGCUGCACCAGAAUGUAGUGGAGCAUGAUGAUGCUACGGUGCGCCGGGGUGUGAAGGAUUGGGAGAGUAACCCAAGGUUAUUUCCAUUAGGAAACUUCGAUGGGGCUAUGAUCACCAUGGGGAGCUCCCCUAGGUUUCCAAUGUAUGAAAAUGAUUUUGGGUGGGGCCGACCUUUGGCGGUUCGGAGUGGUAGGGCCAACAAGUUUGAUGGUAAGAUCUCAGCCUUUCCCGGUCAUGACGGAAAUGGGAGUGUUGAUUUGGAAGUUGUUCUAGCUCCCCAAACCAUGGCGGGGCUUGAGAUGGAUAUGGAGUUCAUGCAGUAUAUUUCUUAA
Ilex paraguariensis (yerba mate) is the source of this 1464-nucleotide messenger RNA. Lineage: Eukaryota; Viridiplantae; Streptophyta; Magnoliopsida; Aquifoliales; Aquifoliaceae. The record is from the annotation of a GenBank genome assembly.